This is a messenger RNA of Lindgomyces ingoldianus, 5183 nucleotides long. RefSeq lists its product as uncharacterized. Gene Ontology annotation, molecular function: protein binding. NCBI's taxonomy places the organism in Eukaryota, Fungi, Ascomycota, Dothideomycetes, Pleosporales, Lindgomycetaceae. The record is from RefSeq and is a predicted model, not a curated record. Bases 236 to 5059 code for a protein of 1607 amino acids. The transcript is spliced from 4 exons.
UCGACCUUCGAUCUCGACGCUCCUCUCAUUAGCCCGUAACCCGCCCUCUGGUGUCCCAUAAUACUACCCGCAUUCAUUCAGACCAAUCCAGCUGCUAGCUUGCCACCGACUGUCCGUCGUUGCACCUGCAUCGCCGUGCCUUGUACCUUUGUCGCCGCUCCCGCGUUCAACGACACAGAACUUCCCCGGCUUCGAACGCACGCUCUCUGCUCAACAGCCACUUCCCAUCGUGAUCAUGGCUCCCACUUUUGCUUCAGCGGCCGCAGGAAACAAUGCUAACUCAUCGCGUAUGGAUUCGGGCGGGGACUGGGCUCGACGCGCCAAUGGUGCCACGCAAACUUUUCGACGCCCAUCACAUGCGCCCACCCUGUCUGGCUCAACGGCUGCUGCCUCUUCUCGGGAAGGAAGCGCAUCAUUCAGCACAUCGACGCCAAACCCCGGCGUCUAUGUGCCACCCCACGCCCAGUCUGGUCGCAACGGGAGCACUGUCGAACCCUCACGAUACUCAAAGGAUCAACUUACCCAACUAUUCCGCGGACUGAGAGAAUCGGAGGAGAUUAAAGAUGGGCUGUCGAACCUCUACAUUGGUGGCUGGGAGCCAAAUAUUUCAAAUGGUGCCUCUAGCGCGACCUGGGGUCGAAGGGAUGAUCACAGUAGGGAGAGUCAGGGUGGUGUGGACCUAUGCUGGGAUAGAGACGGAGACGUAUUGCCCCUCAGCUUGACCCAGAUGACGGAUGAGGAAAAAGAGCAUUUCACCUCCUCGGUCAAUUCGCCACUGAAACCCCCAACCCAAAACGCAGGAAAGGACAGUACACCGAAAGAUGGCCUGUCUUUGCGCAAGACGUCCAUUUCUCAAAGCGGCAACGCCCCCUUCAGUUUGUCGUCCCCCACUAGCACUCGGCCAGGUAAUCGUCGCCGUGACACCAACGAGGCCUUCCCAUUCCCUGCAAAUACACUGGCAUCCCCUGCCAGCAACUCAAGGUUCUCACGGGAAGAAUCAAGCACCGUCACCCCGCCUCCGGCUCUCGUCCGUCGUCGAACCGAUUUCAAGGAACCGGCCCCGGGAGGUGCUUUUGAAGAGCGCGACAAAGAAAAAGGUGCGGCUGAAAAUGCUGGUCCGUUUGGAAGCCUAAAGCGAACUACGACCGCUCCCUUCAGCUCCACCGCCGGGACUUCGCCAUGGCCUGCCACGACCCCGUCAGGAGGCUUCUCUCCAAUGGGUGCAUUUGGAAGCUUCGCUAAUCCACAAUCUGAAAAGAGGCCCGGCUUCGGAAGUGUGCGUGGCGAGAGCAGAUUCAAGGGACUUAUGAGUAAAGGCAGCUCUGAGGAUAUGGAUAGAGGGGCGAAAGAGAAGCCUUCGUUGGGUAAUCUCGGGAAACUGAGCGAGGCUGAAUCCACUAGACAGACGCCAUCGUGGAUGGAAGCCCGCUCCAACCGGCCGAUGAGCAACGAUACAGACCCCUUUCCAGAUGAAGAACUUCGGGCAGGGAGCGCCGCCCUCGGCGGUGGACAGGACAUGAGUCCACCUCGCCUGCAAGGUAUUGGCACAUUCAGUACGCCUCACAGACAAGAUCAGCGCGACGAAACUGGCUUCUCGGCGUUUGGGAUGACAUCCGACAAUACUGGGUUGCGUGACAUAUUCCAUUCUAGAGAUAAUCUCCCUCAUCAAACUCCCCAACAUCGUAGUGGUGGGGAUGGCCACGAACCAAUGAGCCCCACCGAUACCAACCCAUAUCAGAGCCCAGACCAUGACAGAACUGACAACGAAGAUGCGGAAACGGAUGGAUCUGAUAUUCAAAACACACAUUUUCCUGGUAUGGGCAGCUUCCAGGUCGACCCUUCGGCUGGCUCUGGACUACAUUCGUUUGGUGGACUCGGUAGCCUUGGGCGAGCCUCUGCGCCCUUUGAGGUCGCUGCAAGUGAUCGUAGUCAAACUUCUAGCACUGGACCUUCCCGCGGCUUUCCAAGCAUACCGGGACUUGGCGGCCUUCCUGGCUUGGGUGGUGCUUCCGCUUGGCCUCCCGGACAACAAUCAAUUGGUACUCCUGUUAGAGAGAGGGCUCUCGGAGGUGGAUUCGAUAGUAUGUUUGGAUCUAUCGGGGAACUCCAAUCGCCGAGCCUGGCAGGGCUGGGGAGUAAUUCACUAUUUGGACCUGGGACUGCUCUGGGGGCUACUGGCACGAUCGGCCGUAGCAGCAAGCUUGGGUCUCUCUUCCCUGCCGCCAUGCAAGACCAGAUGCGCCCUGGAGAGCAACAUCGACCGUCGGUUGAUGAAGGUUCUGCGACAGGUGAGCGGCAGCACAGUAUAGCUGGCACAUUUGGCAGGGGCGCUUUUGGAAGCCAGGCUCCUGGAAGUGCGAUCCCUGUGAGAGACACUGACAGCCCCUUCCGUACUGGACGCGGCUUUUUUGAAGACUUUCCGGGUGGUCUCGAGAGUGCCAAUCGAGAUAAUCGCUCUACUGACAUUGGAAUGCCUGAUCCCAUUGGUUCUACAUAUGGCAUGAUGCAAUCCUCCGGACCUACUCAAUCAUCCAUCCUUACCUCUACUGCUCAACCAAAUAUCAAUCCCACUAGAACCGCUCAGCCGUCCACAACCACCCCAAGCGUGAGUAGUCCUUCUAGCCAACCACCUGCUCCGCAACAACGUACGAUGGUCAUGCCUGAUCGGAUGAGAUGGAUUUAUCGUGAUCCUCAAGGUAACACGCAGGGGCCUUGGUCUGGUCUUGAAAUGCAUGAUUGGUACAAAGCUGGAUUUUUCUCUCCCGAGCUAUUGGUGAAGAAAUUCGAAGAUCCAGAAUAUGAACCCCUUGCUCAGCUUAUCCGUAGGAUAGGCAACUCGCGCGAACCCUUCCUCGUCCCACAAAUUGGCAUUCCUCACGGCCCUCCGACAACCCAGCCUGGAAAUAUUUGGCCUGGCUCAGGCCCCGCAACUGGAGGAGCAGCAGCAGGCGCUCAACCUCCCUUUGCAGGUAGCUUCCCUAGCUUUGGCACAACCCUUACUGCAGAUCAGCAGAAUGCACUGGAGAGGAGGAAGCAGGAAGAACAAUACCUAAUGGCACGUCAGAAGGAACAUCUUGCCGCGCAGCAACAGGCCCUAGCUAAGCAGGCUCAACUAGGGAUGAGUUCGCAUGGUAUCCUCCCAAAUCAACUUCAUCAUCAUUCCAGUGCCCAUAGUCUCCAUAGCCAGCCAAGCUUUGGCAGCAUUACAUCUCCUGGAGGCUAUCAGCCUUCCCCAACCCAAGGUCCUGUCCCUGGAGGACCUGCAGUCCCAGGUCUUUUUGACAGUUCCUUUAGGCCCGGGCCUGCACCUGUACCAGGAUUGGGACCCAUUGGGCCAGGCAUGGAUAGUAUGCUCGGCAAUAUUCGAGAAGAAGAUAUUCCGGGAAUGAUGGAUCGUCUCAAUCUCGGCCGCACUGGUCAGCUCCCCUUCGGUACAGCGCCAAUGUCCUUUGGGCAACAGCAGCCGGAAUCUAAUACGCAUGCCCAACAGGUCGUCGCUAUGCUCAAUGACCGCGCACGAUUGCAGCGUGAGCAAGCCGAGCAUGAUGCUUUGCAGCGAGUACAACCAAAUGACCACCAAGCUGCUCAGGUGACUGCCGAUCGCCUCCAACAAUUCCACGACCUGAGGGUUCAAACGGAUAUGGACCAACUAUCCGCCGCACCUCCCUCUUCAGAAGGUAUAAUUAGAAAUCGAUCUGCGCCUACUGCUGAGCUCGAAGAGCCUAUCUCACCUGAAUCUUCGAAGGCUCAGCGUCAACCACUGGUCUCCAGUACGCAAGAUCCUGCUACAUUCAAGGCAGAGCCUCUAUCUCUUACAGAGCAAGUACAGAAGGCCGCAUCUGCCAAGCAAUCCCCCGUACCUCAAUCUCCGUGGGCAAAAGUUGAUCAAGCUAUUCACCCAUUUCCUCCGCCUCCUUCUCAAUCCCCUCUUCCGGCUCCCGCCGCUCAGAGGAAGCCGAUAAUCGCUGAUUCCCUUGCCGGUGAAUCCCGAUCUCGGUCUGAAACACCUUCUGCCGAGACUCCAAGUGCCUCAAUCGCUCCGUGGGCAAAGGAACCUACCGAGGCUCCUCGAGGACCCUCUCUCAAAGAGAUACAGGAAGCCGAAGCAAGGAAAGCUGCCGAACGCGAAGAGAUUGCCGCAGCUGCUCGUCGCCAAGCUCUUCAACAAGAGUUGGCUGCGCAAGCACAAUCUCCUGCAGCCCAGCCUGGACUUCCCUCAAGUUCAACCUGGGCAAGCGGUGCAUCUCCAAUAACCCCAGGUGGAGCAAGUCAAUCCGCAUGGGCUAAGCCCCUUGCUGGCAAAGCUCCCAGUCAACAGGGCACCGCUACAAAAAAGACGCUUCAGCAGAUCCAGAAGGAGGAGGAAGCUCGUAAGCAGCGUGCUGCUGCUGCUGCUGCUACCGCUAGUGCUGUAAACGCUUUUGGAGCCUCCAACCAGGGCCUCUCCUCCGGGAAGAGGUAUGCGGACCUUGCAAGCAAGCACACUCCCACCCAGCCGAGUGUCGGUGGCGCUUGGACUACUGUUGGUGCAAGUGGAAAGGCCAAGCCCCCGGUUGGAUUACCUAGUGGACCACCACCAGCGGUUCGCUCUACCAGCACUAGUAUUGCUCCCCCCGCGGUCAAGAAGGCUCCUAUACCACGUAGCACUACACUGGGAACCCAGCUUGCAGGUAAAGCGAACGCAGAGGAGGAAUUCCGCAAGUGGGCCGUUGGAGAAUUGCGUCCUGAUUUGAACAAGAAUAUCAAUGCCGAUGAAUUUGUCGCCUCCCUCCUCAGUUUUCCCCCUGAUAUCGAACUCAUCACCGAAUCCGUCCACUCUGCUUCCAACACCCUCGACUCUCGUCACUUUGCAGAGGAAUUCUUGAGGAGGCGCAAGCUGGCUGAUAAGGGUAUUGUGGACUCUACGACCACGCCUAGCCCGAGUGAUCCUAAAGCGGGUAGUGGGGGUUGGAGUGAGGUUGCGAAGAAAGGUGGCCAGAGUGGUCAGCAGCAGGGUGGGGGAUUGGAUUCGGGGAAUUUUAAGGUGGUUGCUGCAAAGAAGAAGGGGAGUAAGAGGUAGAUGGGUGACGUUUCUGGACGACGAUUUCCGACGCUGCUGAUGAAGAUGUUGGUGGAGUGAGUGAUGUAUGUGUACGGAUGGCUGGUAGCGGUCGAGCCGGAUCGUCUUUGCUGAUGUUGCUCUC